Molecule: messenger RNA, 1340 nt
Organism: Schizosaccharomyces cryophilus OY26
Lineage: Eukaryota; Fungi; Ascomycota; Schizosaccharomycetes; Schizosaccharomycetales; Schizosaccharomycetaceae
Product: protein-S isoprenylcysteine O-methyltransferase Mam4
Exons: 1
Coding region: 344-1054 (236 amino acids)
Biological process (GO): C-terminal protein methylation
Cellular component (GO): membrane; endoplasmic reticulum
Molecular function (GO): protein C-terminal S-isoprenylcysteine carboxyl O-methyltransferase activity
Source: RefSeq, a predicted model, not a curated record
CAAUAUCUUUCUAAUGACUCAUUUAAUACUUUUUUUCAUUCGUGUUCAUUUUUUUUCCAAUUCUUCGGUUGACAUAGAAUAAUGAAGUUCUUUGUCUAUUGUUAGCAAUAGACAAUAGAAGUUAAGAAAUGGAGCAAUAGGAUGUACACCCUUCCAAGUCUGUACAGGCAUAGUAAUCUGUUUUGGUCUUCUUGUUUUUGAAAGUUAAAUCAAUAUUUAUCUUCUACUAUAGGUUUUAUUUUUUAAUACGUACUGCGAAAUUUUAACUAUUCUAGUAGGAUUUUUGUGGAUAAUAUUUUUUGACCGAACGUGACUAGAUUUUUUGAUAAAUCUUUUCUAAAAAAUGCCGAAUAUUCACACAUCAAAUCAAGUGGCUUUCAUAAGCGCUACAAGUACCCUUUUAGGGCUGGUCAUUGGAUCUGGGUGCAUUUUGAGCAUAUUUACGAAGUCUAGAGCCAGUGCUUUUGUCGCGAUAUUGGGGCUAUUUCAUGAAUUAGAAUUUUAUAUAACAGCACAGUUUCAAGGACCUCAGUUGUCUUGGGACUCUUUUGUUUUGAACAAUGGGGUAGCGUAUUGGAUUGCCAUGUCAAUAGGUGCAUUAGAAUACCACUUCACUGAUGGAUCGAGCAGCUCAAAAAUUCUAUCCUGGCUCCAUUUCCCUCCAUGGGUCCUGUUGUGCGUUCACUGGGUAUACACAAGUUUAGCAAUUCUCUUGAUUGUUUCGGGACAGUUACUUCGAUCAUUUGCAAUGGUACACGCUGGUAAAUCAUUUUCGCAUCACGUUGCUAGUGAGAAGAGACAGGAGCACAGUCUUGUUAAAUCAGGUGUCUAUCAUUAUGUUCGUCAUCCGUCAUAUGUUGGAUUUUUUGCUUGGGCUUUAGGAACGCAGCUCCUUUUACAGAAUGUUUUCUCUCUGGUUGCUUUCACUAUAGUACUGUGGGACUUUUUCAGCAAACGAAUUGUUGCAGAAGAGAUGUAUUUGGUCAAAUUUUUCGAUGAAGACUACAAGGACUAUCGCAAAAACACUCCUUCUGGGAUCCCUUUUGUUCCUUAAUAGUGUUUAUCUAGUCCUUCUUUUACCCCAUUUUAGGUUGUCGAGUUCAGUGAGUGAAUUCUUUUGCCAUGUGCUAACACGAGCUUUUUAAAAAUAGAAUAUUUAUGGAAUAAUUCACAGUUAUAAAUAGUCUUUUAUUUUAUUAUAUUUUUUCUACCGUUCCUAUCUUAAAAUUAGUUAGGUUUCCUUGAUCAUCUUCAGUAGCUCUAAGGCUAUAUAUUUCUCUCUCUUUAUAUCCUUUUCAAUCUAAUUCCUUUGGUUAACAAAAUAAAAAACAUAUCUUGCA